CCUGGGAGCCGGCCCCUCCCUGUGCUGCGCCAGCCCCGCUUGCCCGACAGCUUAAAUCUGCCCUGCCUCAGCCCGGAGGACCGAGACCCGGUAUCGCAGCACCAUGAAGUCGGCUGGCAUCGUGCUCCUGGUGGCCCUGCUCUCACUGUGGGCCGAGCUGCCAGCUGCGUCCGGAGGAGACAGGUCGACCGUGGCGCCUGCUAAGGUUGGCUUCUGCUACAAGGUGGCCCCGGUGGGGGGCGUGUUUGAUGGGGAGAACUGUACUGCCUGCCUGGGGAACAACUCCUGCUCCAGCUGCUGCACCGACGCCGACUGCCCCGGCCGUGCCAAGUGCUGCCCGGACGAGUGUGGCUACACCUGCCAGAUGCCAGUGACAGAUCUCUGCCACCUGCCGUCGGUGUGCGGCUAUUGCAAGGCCAGGUUCCCGCGCUUCUUCUACAACUGGUCCAGCCAGGCCUGCGAGGAGUUUGUGUACGGCGGCUGUGGCGGCAACAAGAACAACUUUGAGACGAAGGAGGAAUGUCUGCAGGCCUGCAGGCAGCCUGGCACUGCCUAGCCCUGGUCGGCAUAGGGGAGCCGAAGAGGAAGCUGCCGUUCCGGGCUGGUGACCGUCUUUCUGGGCACAAUUCCUGUCCCUUUCUGCGGGAAACGACUCUCCCUGCCUGGGAAGCCCAGACCUUUGCUCCCCCGGACACUCUGCAGCAGGGUUUGGCUGGAGGUGGUUGCAUUGCCUCCCAGGUGCAGGGCCAGCUCCUGCAGCCCCCGAGCUGGCCCCAGCCCCAUUGCCCUUCUGUAGCCAUGGACAUGUGUGCUGCGUGUUAACGCUUAGCACAGAGCGCAGCGCCGGCAGGCAGGAGAGAGGGGCUAUCAGCCAAACGCCCCUUUUCCUGGGACCUCGCGGGGGUCUGCAGGGUUAAAUACAAGGACUGAUCCUUUUCAAACAGAAGUAGGUUGUGUCACUCCCGCCCUUGGGAGGGGAGGGAGCUGUGCACGCACCUCUGGCUGCAGUGAAGACUCUGCCACCGCUUCCCUACUGGAGGGGGCUGGGGGGGCACUUCGGACUCCAGGGCACAUCGGGUGUUGGGAGUACACAGCCCUAGUGUAUGGGCAGCAGGGUCCCCUGCCAAGGCCCCACCAUGAUCCCCUUCCUCCCCGCCUGCUGCUCUGCACCCUUCGCUACAGUGACUCUCGUGCCAGCACGUGCUUUCCUUGAAGCCCCAGCUCCUGGAGUCAUGGGAGCACAGGAAUCUCAGCUUCAUUUAAAACAAUGGUUGUGCAGAAAAGCCUGAAAUCGUAGCCGGGGCACGAGCAACAGCCCCAGCCGGCAAAGAAUGAGACCCAGCGCUUAGUACUUUGGACAGUCUCAUGAGUUUCUAGUUCUUUUGGCUGGCGACCCUGCCACUCUCCCGUCUCACCCUUCGUGUCAGAACCACCCAUUUUGAUCUGCUGGGCCUGCCCUGUUCAGACACCCACCCAGCUACAGGAAGAGGCAACGUGGUUAAGAUAAGGCACUGGGCUGGCAGCCAGGAGACUUGGGUUCAAAUCUCUGCACUGCGACUCUGGGCAGGUCUCUGUGCUUCUAUUUCCCUGCCACCCUUGUCUUGCCUGGGUGGGCGGAGGGUGAGCUCCCUGGGUCAGGGGCUGUCUCUUCUGUGUUUGCACAGCAUCUGGCCCAAGGGGCCUGAUCCCAGGGGGAGUGUUCGCCUUCCACUAUAAUAAAAAUAAACCAUCGUCACCCCGUCA
Malaclemys terrapin pileata is the source of this 1743-nucleotide messenger RNA. RefSeq names its product eppin-like. The transcript is spliced from 4 exons. NCBI's taxonomy places the organism in Eukaryota, Metazoa, Chordata, Testudines, Emydidae. Bases 104 to 556 code for a protein of 150 amino acids. The record is from RefSeq and is a predicted model, not a curated record. Gene Ontology annotation, molecular function: serine-type endopeptidase inhibitor activity. Gene Ontology annotation, biological process: negative regulation of peptidase activity. Gene Ontology annotation, cellular component: extracellular region.